This is a messenger RNA of Sinocyclocheilus grahami, 972 nucleotides long. Its product is annotated as desmin-like. Gene Ontology annotation, biological process: intermediate filament organization. Bases 1 to 972 code for a protein of 323 amino acids. The record is from RefSeq and is a predicted model, not a curated record. Gene Ontology annotation, molecular function: structural constituent of cytoskeleton. Gene Ontology annotation, cellular component: cytoplasm; intermediate filament. The transcript is spliced from 8 exons. Lineage: Eukaryota; Metazoa; Chordata; Actinopteri; Cypriniformes; Cyprinidae.
AUGGCAGUGGGUCGGAGGACCAUCUCAGCCUCACGCAGUCAGCCCCUCGUGACCAGCGGAGGGGGUCCAGGGGUCGAUCUCGACCAGGCUGCUGCAGAAAACCGUGAAUUCCUGAACACACGAAACAGUGAGAGACAAGAGAUGAUACUGCUCAACGAUCGACUGGCAGCAUACAUCGAGAAGGUCCGAUCGCUGGAGCAGCAAAACAAGUUGUUGGAGACGCAAAUCGAGGCCCUAAUGAAUCGAUACUUAAAGCCCACCGGCCUCCGCCUGCUGUACGAGGAGCAACUCCAGGAGCUGAAGAGGCUGGCGGAGCAGAUGAGGAUACAGCGGGGCCACGCUAUUGCUGCAAAGGACGCUAUGGCGGGUCAGCUGGAGAUGAUAAAGGUGAAAUAUGAGGAGGCCGUAGAGAUGAGGAAGAAAGCCGAGCUUGAUAUUGAAGCCUUCCGUCCGGAUGUGGACGCCGCCACCGCCGCGCGCAUUGCUUUGGAGAAGCAGCUAGAAAACCUGGAGGUGGAACUAGAAUUCCUUCGAAGAGUUCACAAAGAGGAAAUCGAAGAGCUUAUGAAACAGAUAUAUGCGGCCCACACCACAGCAGCAGACGCCUACAGCCUCCCCGACCUCUCGAGCGCCAUCAAGCAGAUCCAGCACCAGUAUGAGGAUAUUGCCGCGAAGAACUUACAGGAAAUGAAUUCUUGGUACAAAACCAAAUUUGAUGAUCUCAACAACAAAUCGUCAAAACAUGUAGACAAGGUGCGAAGUGUACGAGAGGAAAUUGUAACUGCGAAGAAGGACAUUCAAAAUAAGGAGCGUGAUUUGGACUCUUUGAAAACCAAAAAUGAGGCUUUGGAAGCACAGAUCCGUGAGACUCAAGAAAAGUACAGAAAAGAACUGGAAGAACUCCAGGUGAGAAACCAAGUCACAUAUAAUCAUGCUUUGGCCUACAAAGUAAAGUCAGAGAAAGAAAUCUGA